GUGACCAUUAUUGCGCAGGCGCAGCUCUGGGAGAGGCUGAAGUUCAAAGCCUUGCAGCUGGAGUGGCCCAAGGGCCUGUCGGAAGGCGGGCCUUGACCUCUGGCACCAGUGCUCCGUUAUCCCAGCUCUUCCCUUGGGACUCUGGAGGCCUCAUGACCCCUCAGCCAAAGGAGUAAUGCCUGCAACAGAAGGGGCCCAGACCUCAUACAGGGCACCAAGGCUCUGCCAAUAGCUGUACCUCCUUGGUCUCUGGACUCCCAAGUCCUGGCUGCUUCUCCGAGCUGAGCCAGACACCAGCCGCUUCCCGCCGCACAGAAAGCGCCCCGGAGGGUCCGGGGCUGCUGCGCAUGCUCCGUCCUGCGCUCUCCUCGGGUCUGUAGCUCCGCCCCGUAGCGGUUAGGAUUUGAAUCUCCAGCGGGCUCCAGCCGGAAAUAUCCCGGCCUUAGUCAGGCAAUGGCUAACCCCGGCCAGGGCGCGCGGUGCCCGCUGCUGGAGCAGCGUGCUCGAUGGGAGCGGAAACGUGCCUGCACCGCCCGGGAGCUGCUGGAGACCGAGCGGCGCUAUCAGGAGCAACUGGGGCUGGUGGCCACGUACUUCUUGGGGAUCCUGAAGGCCAAGGGUACCCUGCAACCUCCAGAGCGCCAGUCUCUGUUUGGGUGCUGGGAGCUCAUUUAUGGCGCCAGCCAAGAGUUGCUUCCCUACUUGGAAGAAGGACACUGGGGACAGGGGCUAGAAGGCUUCUGCACCCACCUGGAGCUCUAUGCCAAAUUUGCUGCAAAUGCAGAGAGGUCCCAGGCAACCCUACAGGAGCAGCUAAAGAAAAACAAACGUUUCCGGAGGUUUGUGAGGCUUCAGGAAGGCCGCCCUCAGUUUGGAGGCCUUCAGCUUCAGGACCUGCUCCCUCUGCCUCUGCAGCGGCUCCAGCAGUAUGAAAAUCUCAUCAUUGCUUUGGCUGAAAACACAGGUCCUAACAGCCCUGACCACCAACAGCUCACACGGGCUGCCCGGCUGAUAAGUGAGACUGCCCAGAGAGUCCGCACCAUUGGUCAGAAACAGAGGAAUGACCAGCACCUUCGGCGUGUCCAGGCUUUGCUCAGUGGACGCCAGGCAAAGGGGCUCACCUCAGGACGCUGGUUCCUACACCAAGGCUGGCUGUUGGUGGUGCCUCCCACUGGGGAGCCUCGGCCCCGGAUGUUUUUCCUCUUCUCUGAUGUGCUUCUCAUGGCCAAGCCUCGACCCCCAUUGCACCUGCUGAAGGGUGGCACCUUUGCCUGCAGGGCCCUCUACCCCAUGGCCCAGUGUCAACUCUGCAGGGUCUUUGGCCACUCGGGAGGUCCUUGUGGUGGACUACUCAGUCUCUCCUUCCCCAGUGAGAAGCUACUGCUUAUGUCCACAGACCAGGAGGAGCUCUCACACUGGUAUAAGAGUCUGACUCUGGCUAUCAGCAGCCAGAAGAAGUAGAAGAACCUUACAAAUUCCAAAAGUCAGGACACUUCAGGGACAGGUCAGAAUCAAGAGUACAAAAGGAUCUUCUAACAAAGAGAAUUUUUCAUGAACUUUCCUAGUUUAACAAGGGUAAUUCUGUAUUUGCCAAGCUACUCUGGGUCAUCAGACCAGCUCUUAAGAAUUAGGAAACCAAGGGCCGGCCAAUCAACUCAGCGGAUUCAAGUGCCUACUUAGGCAGACAUAGAGCAGAGGCUGGGGUUCCAUCCCUGCCGUGCAGU
Octodon degus (degu) is the source of this 1724-nucleotide messenger RNA. RefSeq names its product Rho guanine nucleotide exchange factor 39 (gene Arhgef39). The transcript is spliced from 11 exons. The record is from RefSeq and is a predicted model, not a curated record. The coding region runs from base 454 to 1461 and encodes 335 amino acids. Gene Ontology annotation, cellular component: plasma membrane. Gene Ontology annotation, biological process: positive regulation of cell migration. NCBI's taxonomy places the organism in Eukaryota, Metazoa, Chordata, Mammalia, Rodentia, Octodontidae. Gene Ontology annotation, molecular function: guanyl-nucleotide exchange factor activity.